Messenger RNA from Penicillium verhagenii, 456 nucleotides. Its product is annotated as RidA family protein. Gene Ontology annotation, cellular component: cytosol; mitochondrion. The transcript has a single exon. The coding region runs from base 1 to 456 and encodes 151 amino acids. Gene Ontology annotation, molecular function: deaminase activity. The record is from RefSeq and is a predicted model, not a curated record. Lineage: Eukaryota; Fungi; Ascomycota; Eurotiomycetes; Eurotiales; Aspergillaceae.
AUGUCCUCCAAUGGUCAAUCUUUCCUCCUAGACCCCGAGAAGCAAGCCGGACCCACCAGAUACUCCCACGCACGGGUCGUCCAGCCCUCCACCCAUCAUACAAUUUACAUCUCCGGCAUCGCUGCUGUGAGGCCGGAUGGGACCUACGAAGGAGUUGUUGAGAACCCUGACGGGAGCUUCAUAGCCGAUGUGAGGGAACAGACUGCUGCUGUCUUGAGUCGAAUCGACAGCAUUAUCCAAGGAGCGUCCAAAGGGAAAGCAAAUCUCUACAACAUUGUUGAUGCGACGGUAUAUAUUUUGGACAUGAAAACACAAUAUGCUGGGAUGAAUGAGGAAUGGAAUAAAAUUUGGGCAGAUCGAGCGAGCGCCCCGAGCCGGGCGACCAUCGGAGUGAAGGAGCUUCCGGAUCCUCGCUUUAUGGUUGAAAUCAAGGCUACAGCAAUUUUCGAGGAAUGA